AUGGCUCUCUUCUUCUGGAGAGAUGUUUUGGAGUAUUUUAAAUAUUUUUGUGUCGGUUGUUCAGUUUUUCUUAACACAGUGUUGAUUAUUCUUGUCUUAUUUCGAUCACCACACUCUUUAGGGUUUUACAAGUAUCUUAUGACCUACAUUUACGUUUUUGACCUUUUUUACGCGGUGUGGGAUAUAAUCACUAAUCCAACAGUAUACUCAUACGGGCCGGCUUUUGUGGUGUUUCGAAAUUAUGAUAAUUCUAUGUUCACUCGAGAAAUGAGUUUUUAUAUGGUUCUGGUCUAUUGUGGAUGCUUUGCUUUUUCAUUGGCAUGUUUUGGAGUUCAUUUCAUGUAUCGUUAUGGAACAGUUAACAAUGAUUUCCGUGAACGGUUUUUGUCAGGGAAAAAGAUUUAUAUAAUAUUUGCGGUACCAAUCCUGUGUGGAAGUUGGUGGAGUGUAAUCAGUGGAGUGGCAUUUUGUUUCGAUGAAUAUUCAGACGAAUAUUUAAGGUUUGUAUUAAAAUAACUUUACAUUACAUUAUCAAAUUUCGAAUCAAUUUUUAGCCAACUUAACCCAAUUUGUUUGAUUUUCAGAGAUGCUGUUAAAAACGACCUAAACUUUAAUAUUUCUAGUUUGGCCAGCAUGGUUAUAUUUUUCUACCUGCCUGAUGAAAACGGAAAACUUCAUCCUCAUUGGAAAACAUUUUUGGUCAUGACUAGUAUAUAUACUAUAACAGUAAGGAAUUUUUUUGUAUUACGAAAUCAUCUUUAUUUUCAGUUUGUCUCUAUUUUCAGUGUAAUUUUUUGCGGUUUUAAAUGCUAUAAUUGCAUUUUGCAAGCUAUGUCAAUUACGACGGUCCAAUCAAAAAUCUCGAAAAGUCUUCAGCACCAGUUACUCAAAGCAUUAGUGAUUCAGGUUUUUGAAAACUACCUAGAAAAUUUAGCGUUAAAUCAAUAUUUCAUACUCUCAUUCCAAUGGUAUUGAUGUAUAUACCGCUAUUCUUCGUGUUUGCUCUACCUCUUUUUAAUAUAAAUUUUCCAUAUGCGAGUACUGCUAUAUCUGCAACAAUUUCCAUUUACUUAGCCAUUGAUCCUCUACCAAGUAUGUUCAUUAUCAAAGCUUAUCGAAAAGCUGUACUGGGUAAGUUAACUAACAAAUUGGACGCGUGUAUAAUUGUUUUUCAGAAUUAUUUGCAAAGCUUCUAUCGCUAAUCUGCACUUGCAUCAAAUUUCAGCCUAGACGGGCUCAAUAAAGUACAACAGCUUGAUAAUCUUUUGACGUUUUUUUUUUAA
This is a messenger RNA of Caenorhabditis elegans, 1283 nucleotides long. NCBI's taxonomy places the organism in Eukaryota, Metazoa, Nematoda, Chromadorea, Rhabditida, Rhabditidae. The record is from the annotation of a RefSeq genome assembly.